Messenger RNA from Hyaloperonospora brassicae, 1713 nucleotides. The record is from the annotation of a GenBank genome assembly. Lineage: Eukaryota; Oomycota; Peronosporomycetes; Peronosporales; Peronosporaceae.
AUGGAAGUCGCUAAGCGACAGAUACGGAAGGAAGCAGAGGAGCAUCUCUUUUACAAGACCGAGUCGACACAAUUUCUAAGCUUUGAUCGUGCAUCAAAGGAAUCUCCGCUAGUGACUAGAAAUGACCGACUCCAGAAAGAAGACGACGAGGCUCCAUAUGCGCUCUUGCUGUCGAAAGGCGAAACAACACCACGAAACCUUACGUGUUUGAGCUGGAAAGCUACCGACGAAUGUAGUCCGUUUGGUCCACGUAAUCCUGAGAAGGAUCUUGGCUGUUUUGACGCGAUUCCGUUCGGUGAGUCAGGAUACUGUGAAGUAGAAGACAUGGAGACAGGGGAACACCUACAAGCGAUGCGACUUUAUUGCAGUAGCUCUCAUUGGGACAGGAAGUUUGGCUGCUCCGCUGCUGCUGACUUUACUAAUUUUCACUACAAGGCACGCAAAGCGACUGAAAAUGCGCGUGUAUCGGGCUUCAGGCUGCCAAAUAUACCAGGAGAGCUCAUUGAGGGGCAAAAAGAAGGCCAGCGCGAUGGAGUUGUUAUGGUCGUGUAUCCGAAGUUGGUGCCCAGCGCGUACGCAACGGUUUGGACGCUGCGUAAGGUGCUGAAGUGCCAAUUGCCGAUCGAAAUAUGGUACCUUGAUACUGAGUUUGAAAAUAAACAAGAUGCGAUGAAGCCACUGAAAGCACUAGCAGUGAACAACGAGAUAUCAAUCAUCACUCUUCGCAAGAUCAUGGAUCGGCAUGCAUCUGGCUUUCGUGCGAAGGUAUUUGCUAUUUACAACAGUCACUUUGAGCGCAUCUUGUUUCUAGAUGCAGAUAACGUGCCUUCGAGAGACCCGAGUUUUUUGUUUAGCUCACCGGAGUUUGUGGAGAACGGAGCGGUGUUCUGGCCGGAUUUCUGGCAUCCUGGCCACACCAUCUUCAAUAUCAACAACCAGUCGAUUUUGUGGGAAUUACUUGACAUGCCGUUUAUUGACAUGUUUGAGCAGGAAAGUGGCCAAAUUCUGAUUGAUCGGCGACGUCAUGCAGAAGCACUGGAGCUUGUGAAGUUUUACACCUUCUACCAGCCUUCUUAUUUCGACCAGAUGAAACUUGUCCAUGGCGACAAGGACCUCUUCCGUCUCGCGUGGCUAAAGCUUGAUGCUUCAUUUCACAUGAUUAAGACGCCGCCGGCGAUAGCAGGCAAAAUCGUUAAUGGGACAUUCUGCGGUUUGACAAUGGUACAACAUGAUGCCCAAGGCAACGUUCUAUUCUUGCACCGCAACUCGCAUAAGCUCAUGGGCGAGUCUCUCCGAGGCCAAAUGAAUUACAAGUCUCGAGCAAUUGCUUGGUCAAAAAAAAAGACCGAGAUGCGGCAGAAGUUUCGGCAAGAGGGCAAAAAGGUUCCAGAUUGGUCGGAGAUGAAGUCAAUUUUUCAGACGGAGGAGAUUCCAGCACCGACACUGGAAGCUCCCGAGCCUGACGGAUACCCAGACUCAGUGGUGUGGACACACCUGCUAUCGUUCAACAAUACUUACGAGCAGGAAAACUACCAUGUUAUGACAUAUAAUGCCUACCCGGAUUUCCCCCGAUUGCAGAACUGCUACGGCCAGCGCAACGUGAGCAAGGCCGAGCAUUUUUACACACAAAACGUGACUGACCUGCCUUUUGCUGGACUUGAGGCCGAACUGCGUCGUUUUGCUGCUGAAGCGGUGGAGAUCAAGCAGGCGUAG